ACGAUCGAAAGGUUGAUCGCAGGAGGAAGCACCUGCCAACAUUCUUACCUUGAACCUUACAGUUUUCAUCAAGCUCGUUCAGAUCCAGUCCGGAGUCCACCAGAAUCAUCCAAUCUCACCAUAUAUCUUUACAAGAUGCAGAACAAUAUGGAACAAGUAUCAGGAACCGCCUCUUCGCUCAGUGCGAUCUUGCAGAAGAUUAGCACUGAUCUCGAGCACGAGUCGACACUCAAGGAGAGCAUCAAGGAAAGCUUGCAGCCGCUCGAUACUGUCUCGAGGAAUGUCACCGCUCUGCUGAACCGUAGUCACUCUACUCCCGGCGAUCAACUCGAGAACUUGGCUCAGCAGGCGCUCGAGCAGAUCAAGGCUUCUGCGUCGCAAUGGGAAUUGGUCGCAGCGCGUAUACCGAACGGCGAAUACCACAAGUACCAAUAUCAACCUUCGUUUAUCCUCAAGUCCUUUACCACCUCGAUCACCCUUUGUUACUUCCUUCUCCAUGACGACCUUGUGCCAAUCGAGACGGUGACAUCUACCAUCGGCAUCAAGCCGGAGUGGAACGAUAGGAUCCAGCUCUCGCCGGACGACUAUCUUCAGGGAGUCAUCGGUGCCUCAAAUGAGUUGGCUCGCUUGGCUAUGAACUCGGUCACCCUUCAGAACUUUGCUCUACCCCUACGUAUAGCUUCCUUCGAAAAGGACCUCUUCGCCGGAUACUCCCUCCUCAACCUGCGAAACGAUACCUUGAGGCGACGAUUUGAUAGCCUAAAGUACGACGUCAAGCGUUGCGAAGAUGUGGUGUAUGAUAUCACCCUUCGAGGAUUGACUCCCAAGCAGUAAAGCUGUCACGACAGCUCGCGGCUGUUUCAAAAUCGCAACGAGCGAGAUCGUGACAUGCGCGAUAUCGCGAUAUCGAAAUCUCGGCUUUUCGCCAUCACUCGUCUCCUGUCCUUGUCUUUCUCAACUGUAACUCCUACCUAUGCAUAUAUCCAGUAUGAUACUUAUCAAGACGG
Molecule: messenger RNA, 1007 nt
Organism: Filobasidium floriforme
Lineage: Eukaryota; Fungi; Basidiomycota; Tremellomycetes; Filobasidiales; Filobasidiaceae
Product: Translin
Exons: 7
Coding region: 136-834 (232 amino acids)
Biological process (GO): RNA metabolic process
Cellular component (GO): cytoplasm; nucleus
Molecular function (GO): sequence-specific DNA binding; single-stranded DNA binding; RNA binding
Source: RefSeq, a predicted model, not a curated record